Messenger RNA from Didymodactylos carnosus, 261 nucleotides. NCBI's taxonomy places the organism in Eukaryota, Metazoa, Rotifera, Eurotatoria, Philodinida, Philodinidae. The record is from the annotation of a GenBank genome assembly.
AUGCUAAAUUUUGGUAAUGAACAUUGUCAAAUAUUGUCAUGUGAUUUGAAAAAAUUAUUCGAACAAAAAGAUUUAUUUAUAAUUGUUGAAACGAUUCUAUCGAUAACACGCCAUCGUCGUCGAUUGACAUCUAAACAAAUUCUAUUGAUUGAAAUUAUGCGAGAAAAACUUGUCGAAUUUCGAACACAACUGACUUCGCCAAUGUCAAUUUCAAACUUUGUCAGAUCACUUGAAGAAUCAAUUGAAACGGGUGCGCCAUAA